Topomyia yanbarensis is the source of this 1306-nucleotide messenger RNA. Its product is annotated as ras-related and estrogen-regulated growth inhibitor-like. NCBI's taxonomy places the organism in Eukaryota, Metazoa, Arthropoda, Insecta, Diptera, Culicidae. The coding region runs from base 301 to 936 and encodes 211 amino acids. Gene Ontology annotation, molecular function: GTPase activity; GTP binding. The record is from RefSeq and is a predicted model, not a curated record. The transcript has 6 exons.
UUUUGCGCUCUCCAUUCUCCCUGCGAAUUUAUCAGCCAAAGGUGCACUAUGUGAAAAAACAUUUGAAAUCGACAAACUAAUAAUAGGUCUGCGGGUGCGGCGAAGUCAAUCGUAAAACUAGUUCAAUUAGAAAACCAGAAGCAGCACACCUCCAUCCCGGUUGACGAAUAGAAAGCUGACCAAAUGUUCACCGGAACAGGCCACCGACCAGGCGCCGUUGGCAUCUAACCAACCCAAUUUCUAUCUCCUCUCCACGACCGGAAGGCACACCCGACAGUGACCCACACUUUAGCGUGGAAAAUGACAAACCUAAACAAGCUCAAGGUGGUCGUCAUUGGCAGUUCCAAAGUGGGAAAAUCAGCCGUCACGGUUCGAUACCUUACGAAACGAUACAUCGGCGAGUACAGUUCUUCGAGGGAUUUCCUCUACCGACACAGCAUAAUCUACGACAAUGCCACAACAGAAGUGGAAAUUUUGGACACAUCCAAGUGUGAUAAACGAGGUUGCCUAUACGAACAUCUACGCUGGGGCGAUGCGUUCGUCGUGGUGUACUCCAUCUGUGAUAAGGCUAGCUUCGAAGAAGCCGCCGAUUUUCUGCAGCAGCUGACCAAACUCAAGCUACCUUCCUACUAUACGAUACUGCUGCUCGGCAACAAAAGUGACCUUGAUCAUGCGAGAGAAAUCUCCGUCAACGACGGUCAGGAGCUAUCCUUUCGGUACUCUUGUCAGUUCUACGAAGUGUCGGCAGCAGAGAACUUUGCCGGCGUUUCGCUAGCAUUCCACUCGCUCAUUAAGGAAGCUCGCUCGACGCAACUCUUUCGGGCACUUCCACUCCGUCGAAAGCUCGGCGUCAACAGUGUCUCCAAAGCGUUGGGGAACAUUUUCGGGAAAAACAGCAAAGGCGAACGAAAGAAGCGACCUUCGCUGAGUAUAUGACGGACAAAAGUAGUGGAACCGAUUGACGGAACGCUUUCUGCCGUUAGUUGACUGGGAGCGUUUGGAUAGCAGAGACAAUUUGUAAAUAUGUUUGGAAUAAGUUAAUAGCUUUUAGCUACUUAAAAUAUUGAUUUACCGACACAAAAACAUUCCGGAGUCAAUACGACCAUUUCAAAUGUACAUAUACUGAAUAGUGGUAGUAAAUUAUAGCUCAGUAAGAUUCCUACAGAAAAGUGGAGUGUAAGAUGAAAUGAUCGUACAAAUUUCACUUGUAGCUUAGAUCUUAAAUAAGCCGUAGGUUCCUAAAAAGUAGCAUUAAGUAAUGAACACAAUAUUUUAUUGGUAUCAUAAAUCUACCUUCAUCUAUUCA